AUAAAUAGUGCUGUGUAUGUCUAUUUGGAGAGCGAGCUCUUUAGACCAGCGAAAGGUAUUGCACGUUUAAUUCUCAAUUACCGAGGACACUUACAAAAUUCAACCCUGUUUUUACAGUCUCCUCUAAGCGGAGACUUUUUAAAGAUUUCAUCUAAAACUGAGAAUUUCAGUUUGGACUGCUCACCCCCUCCUGACCUUUAAAUCCAGUUCCAAUUAUUUCCCCUUAAUAACCCCAAUAGAUUCAACCAUGCACUUGGUCUUUUCUAAUCUGCUGUUGCUGGCACCUUUCUCUGUGCGGUUAAAGAUUCAUUCUGUAGACAAUUUACAUGCUCAGAAAGGCCUUCAACAUCAUGUUUUGUGUUUGCCUGUCAAGUAAAUUAAGAUGCCACUCAAUGACGGGCGACCUUCCACAAGCGAUGACCAAAAUAGUGACACUGAAUCCUCAGAGCGAUGUGACAGCAUGACUUCAUCCAGUGACACUGAAUGUUCCCGACAGAGCUUUACCAGUGAAUCCUCCAGCAAGCACAGCUCCCCAGCAUCAAGCCCUCCUAAAUUGGUUACAUUUGAUGACCUUAUGACCUCUGCAAGAGACCUUUCUAACCUGAGUUUGGCACAUGAAAUAGUUGUGAAUGGAAACUUCCAAGUAGAACACCCUGAACUGCCUGAGAAUAGUUUGGAGAGGAAAGUGAAAGAAAUUGUUCACAAGGCGUUUUGGGAUCGCUUGGAGGCAGAACUCAAUGAAGACCCUCCUGUGUAUGAAUAUGCCAUCAGGCUAGUAGAAGAAAUCAAAGAGAUUCUGCUCUCAUUCCUCAAUCCUGGUGCAAAUCGACUUCGGAACCAGAUUUGCGAAGUUCUAGACAUGGCUCUCAUACAGCAGCAAGUUGAUAACGAUGCUGUGGACAUCCAUGGACUAGAAAGCUACAUUAUUACAGUAAUGGGAAAGCUGUGUGCCCCGGCACGGGAUGAUGAUGUCAAGAAGUUAAAAGAAAUUUCUGACGUUGUCCCAUUGUUUCGGGAGAUUUUUCGUGUGCUGGAUGUAAUGAAAAUGGAUAUGGUCAAUUUUACAAUUAAUAACAUUCGACCCCAGCUGCAGAUGCAGUCCAUUGAGUAUGAAAGAACCAAGUUCCAAGCUAUUUUGGACAAAACUCCCAGUGCACUGGACCACACAACUGAGUGGAUGAAGGAAUCCCUUGAUGAAUUAAUGGCUGUAAAACCGUGCACUAGCCUGUCCUCCUCUGGUGCUGAAAACCAUACCAGUAGCAUCCCCAGCCCAAUGUCAGUGUUGAAUAAGUUUUACAUCAAACUUUUGGACUGGGACUGCCAGAAGAAAAUGUUGCCUGAGACUCUGAUGACAGAUGAGACCCGCCUCCUUGAGCUGCAGAAAAGCCUGGAAUUGUAUAAGGCAGUAGCAGCUGUGUUGUUGAUAGUCUACAAUGCAAUAGGAGGACCCAUCUCGGGCUUGCCAAUUUUGGCUGACCAGCUAAAAAAGAUCGCUAGUGUUCUUCUUGAAGGGAUUCACAGCAAAUCAUUUAACAUGACUGAGGCACUUGAAAAUGUAAGUGCUCAAAUUUGCACUGCGCUGAAUAAGUCUCUGACUGAGCGAGGGUAUCCUGCACUCCCGCCUCACGUCCAGGUUGCACUGACAGGGCAGAUCUGCACCAUUGUGCAUAAGGACAACUCUAUCUGUAAUCUCAUUGGUGAGAGAGUCCACUUGUACAUGAAACUUAGCAUUGUUCCAAAUUCAACUACCCAGCCACCUACUGUUCUUGGAGGGCUUGCACUCAUUCAGCCUGAGCUGGAGGUAAUCAGGGCCCAGUUUAAGCGCAUCGUCAACUUCAAUAAACAAGUGUACUGUCCCUUUUAUGGAAGGAUCCUGCGAAAAUUGCUAUUAAGUGAAGCACCACAGGAAACUGCAGAAGCUGGAACGCCUAGUGUAACUGCUGAAUGAGAAGUUAAUGGGACCAUGCUUAGUAUUAUGCUUAUUAAACUUUGUGCCACUUCCUUGCAUGAAAUUGUGCCGUAGGAUUUUAUUUAACAGAGAACCAGUUACGCCUGAGAGACAACUUCUUUAAUUUUUUUUUUUAGCCAUGGAUGUCAUAUAUAAAUAUGUUAUAUACAAAAUUAGCCUUUUCAUGUGGUGCUGAAAGUUUUAUAUGGUUUUCUUAGUGGUAUCAGUAAAUAAAAGUGGGUAAACACCCCUUUUUGGUGGAAUUGAACAGAUGGAUUCAACAGAAAUAGAUUGAACAUGAAGAGAUACACUGUUAUUUGCCCUCGGCCAACCAGAGCCUACCCCAAUACAGUCCUUUCCCUCUCAGGUACUGUUCAGACCCGACAGUGCGCUUCAAGUGAACAGUUCCAUGAGGGUCCUUUCGUGAGCUAGGAUGAAGGCUACUAGCAGUUCAGUGUGCCUAACAGAACAUAAACAACCAAGCACAGAACACACACGACACACGCAGUCUAGUGGCCACGCCCACCUGCUCACUGACUGAGAGUCGGUCUUGCGCGCAGCAACACAACACAGAUGCUCACUGUUAAAAUAUCUUGUCUUUAAUCUAGUAUUUGCACGUCACAGGAGAGUAGAAAUGAGUAAACUGUAUCCCUUAUCUGAGAAGUGGAUAAAUGCUAUAUUGCUCAAAUUAAAAGUGGGUUAACACAGUUUGCCUGUGUAUACUCUUGACUCCACCACUGGGUUUUCUUAAUUAUAUAUAGAGAAAGAUUUAUAUAAACAUAGUCUUGAUAAAUGUGUGAAUAACAGACUACUUUUUGGAAUCACAUUUUAGAUGUUUGCUUAAUGUAAAAUAUGAAUGUAUUUAGCUGUUUAUUCUAUAAUCUGCUUUUUUUAUGUACACAACAGUUGACGUGGAUUGGUUGGGAUUAUUAAUUAUUGCAUCUUUCUAUUUUUAGUCCCAGUUUUUUACAUCUAUUUGACUAAAUUUCUUUCAUGCAUUGUGCAUAAAGGCUUUUUUUUUUAUAUAUAUGGCUGUUACUAUUAUUCGUUUAAAAGAAAGAGAAACUAUAUAUUGUGUACAAUAUAAAUAAACUCCCUCUUCUAGAAUUGAUUACUGGUGGGUUCGUUUCAUAACAUCUAUUCACAGACUUGCACUUUUAGUGAAAUAAACAAAAUAUAUUAUACUUUUUGUUAAAACGCAUGCCAGCUAAAAUGCAAUAACAUUGCUAAAUGUGACAACUCACUACAGUCUCCUUGCUGUACAGGUAAGAGUUGCUUUAAAAUAUGAUGUUUUUUGACCUGUUUUAAAUGCAUGUAUUGUGAUAGUCUGAAUCAGUACAGAUGUGUUUGUAAUGAACUUGCUUAAUUUCCUUUAGAAUGAUUUAAUAAAAAAUGAAAAAAUA
This is a messenger RNA of Polyodon spathula (Mississippi paddlefish), 3351 nucleotides long. Its product is annotated as T-complex protein 11-like protein 2. Bases 383 to 1948 code for a protein of 521 amino acids. Lineage: Eukaryota; Metazoa; Chordata; Actinopteri; Acipenseriformes; Polyodontidae. The record is from RefSeq and is a predicted model, not a curated record. The transcript is spliced from 11 exons. Gene Ontology annotation, biological process: signal transduction.